AUGGAGCCCGGCAAUUAUGCCACCUUGGACGGGGCCAAGGAUAUCGAAGGCUUGCUGGGAGCGGGUGGGGGUCGGAAUCUAGUCGCCCACUCCCCACUGACCAGCCACCCUGCGGCGCCUACGCUGAUGCCUGCGGCCAGCUAUGCCCCCCUUGAUCUACCAGGUUCUGCGGAGCCCUCGAAGCAGUGCCACCCAUGCCCGGGGGUGUCCCAGGGGGCGUCCCCAGCUCCGGUGCCUUACGGCUACUUUGGAGGCGGGUACUACUCCUGCCGAGUGUCCCGGAGCUCACUGAAACCCUGUGCCCAGGCGGCCACUCUGGCAGGCUACCCCGCGGAGACUCCCGCGGCUGGGGAGGAGUACCCCAGUCGACCCACCGAGUUUGCCUUCUAUCCGGGGUACCCGGGACCCUACCAGCCUGUGGCUAGUUACCUGGAUGUGUCGCUGGUGCAGACCCUGGGCGCCCCUGGGGAGCCCCGCCACGACUCCUUGCUGCCGGUGGACAGUUACCAACCCUGGGCCCUGGCUGGUGGCUGGAACAGCCAGAUGUGUUGCCAGGGAGAACAGAACCCACCGGGUCCCUUCUGGAAGGCGACAUUUGCAGACUCCAGUGUGCAGCAUCCUCCUGAAGGGUGUGCCUUCCGCCGGGGCCGCAAGAAACGUAUUCCCUACAGUAAGGGGCAGCUGCGGGAGCUGGAGCGGGAGUACGCAGCUAACAAGUUCAUCACCAAGGACAAAAGGCGCAAGAUUGCGGUGGCUACCAGCCUCUCAGAGCGCCAGAUCACCAUCUGGUUUCAGAACCGCCGGGUCAAGGAGAAGAAGGUCUUAGCCAAGGUCAAGACCAACGCUACCCCGUGA
Choloepus didactylus (southern two-toed sloth) is the source of this 855-nucleotide messenger RNA. RefSeq names its product homeobox B13 (gene HOXB13). Gene Ontology annotation, biological process: regulation of transcription by RNA polymerase II. NCBI's taxonomy places the organism in Eukaryota, Metazoa, Chordata, Mammalia, Pilosa, Megalonychidae. Bases 1 to 855 code for a protein of 284 amino acids. The record is from RefSeq and is a predicted model, not a curated record. The transcript is spliced from 2 exons. Gene Ontology annotation, molecular function: RNA polymerase II cis-regulatory region sequence-specific DNA binding; DNA-binding transcription factor activity, RNA polymerase II-specific.